AUGAAGAAUAGACCGGAUGAGCGGAUUCUUCCGAGAAAGAAACAUGAAUUAGAGAAAACUCUCCGCGAAGAGGCAUUGAGCAAGCCUGUUCCUGAAACUUCGAAAGGAUUUGCUCUCAUGGCCAAAAUGGGAUUCAAGCCAGGAAUGAGUCUGGGGAAGAAGAAAGACGCUCUGAUGUUGAACCGUAGUAUUCUGCUUCCAGAAAAUGAUCUCGGAUCCGGUAUUAGAGAGCCACUUCCUGUCGAGGUGAAAUCAACCAGAACAGGAUUGGGUCACGCCAACGAACAGGAGCAGCAAGCCAAGUUGAGGAUCCAGCGAGAAAUGGAGCGAAUGAAGCGACGAGCCGAGCAACAUGUUGAACUGACUGAAGAAUACAGGAAACGGAAACGCGGAAUUUCCAGUACAAAGGAUUUAAUUCGUGAUAUCCUAGCUAGUAGAAAAAUAUGCGUCGAGUUGGAUUUGAGAAUCAACAUGGAGCUACCAGAGGUACCGUGGUUUUGGAAAAGUUAUUAUAAGCGAAGCAACGUGGACGACGUUGUUGUGGCAAGUAGUUGCGACGAAGGUGGUGAUUGUGAUGAUGACUUAAAGUUCUAUUAUGCGAACGGAAAAGAAGCACCGCAGGAGGAACGUUUUGACGAACUGCCAAAUGAGAUUUUGCAGGAAAGGUUGUUCCACAUAACCGGCUAUCUACGUGAUGCGCAUCGCUAUUGUAUUUGGUGUGGUUGCCAAUUCGAAAACUUCGAAGAGCUUGAAAGUUAUUGCCCUGGACAAGAUCGACAAGCUCAUGACUCCAUUGACGAGUAA
Messenger RNA from Ostertagia ostertagi, 804 nucleotides. Lineage: Eukaryota; Metazoa; Nematoda; Chromadorea; Rhabditida; Trichostrongylidae. The record is from the annotation of a GenBank genome assembly.